This is a messenger RNA of Salvia miltiorrhiza (redroot sage), 1575 nucleotides long. RefSeq lists its product as uncharacterized. The transcript is spliced from 2 exons. The record is from RefSeq and is a predicted model, not a curated record. NCBI's taxonomy places the organism in Eukaryota, Viridiplantae, Streptophyta, Magnoliopsida, Lamiales, Lamiaceae. The coding region runs from base 1 to 1575 and encodes 524 amino acids.
AUGGGUUCCUCUGAAACUCGCCGUAUUCUGGAGAAGGAGUUCGACAACGUGGGAUCUGGCUCUGCUGCCCACACUACUGAAGUGCCCACCUUGUUAUUUAAUGGGCUGCCCACCAGCACCAUCUUCACUGCACCGCCGGGUUUUCACACCGUCUCAGCCACUCCGCCGUCAGGGCAAAGUGUUGGGGUCCAGAGAUUUGCUCUGGAGGAGAGGCCGAAGGAGAAAGCACGACUGAAAAACCAGGUGUCGCAACUGAAGCACCAGCUUGAGGAUUUGGAGGAAUCACUGAGGGAGAAAUCCCGAAGGGACGAUAGAGGGCAGAGGUCAGGGAAAUCGAACAAAGCAGAAAGGUCGUACAGGGCAGAGAGGUCCCAUCGUUCAGAGAAAUCACGCUAUAUAGAGAAGUCAGAGGAACAGGAGCUGGAGUAUUCCUUUGGCAGGCCAGGGCGCAAGGAUCACAAGCGCCCCCACGCUCACGACUCCCCGAGGGACAGACGGGAACAUGGGAGAGAUAAGGAGGAUAAAAGGGCCAAAACGUCAAGGUUCCACCCUAUCAACAACCGCAGUCCUUUCUCCGACGACAUUCUGGCGGACACUUUACCCAGAAGCUACAAACCCAUCUCGCUAGACUAUGAUGGCACUACCGACCCGGAGGUACACCUCAAUCGGUUUGAGGGGUUGGUCACACUGCAUAUGUAUACUGAGGGCAUCAAGUGCCGUAUCUUCUCCACGACUCUGACUGGACCAGCUCAGCUAUGGUUCGGAACGCUUGCCCCCAAUUCUAUUUACUCCUUUGAGGACUUGCAGACUCGCUUCUUACGUCAGUUCGCAAGCUCGCGAAGGGUGGGAAAGUCAGCUCUUUCGCUGAUGGAUAUCAAACAGGAUCAGAAUGAAACACUGAGGGAAUAUACUGCCAGAUUUAACUUAGCCGCUCUGGAGGUGCCAGAGGCGGAAUCCCAAAUUAAGAAUUGCGCCUACGUCAGAGGGCUCAGGCCGGGGAUUUUCUUUGAUGAACUACAGAUCCGACCAGCAAAGGAUUUUGACGAUAUUAUGGCAAGGUUGCCAGGCUAUUUGCAGUUAGAGGACGCCAGGAUGGCGAGAAAAGCGGAAAACGAUAAACACAAAGUCAAAAGAGCUGAGGAAGCACCAGAGAGACAACGACAUCAGGACAGGGCACCAUUCAGAGGGUUACCUCCAAGGGAACUGCCACCCCAAGGAGAGAUGCCGCCUCGACAACAACGUACUGUGAACGAAGUCACGCGAUUCACCGAAUACACACCUCUAAACAAACCACAAGAGAAAAUCUUCCAUUUGAUAAAAAACCAAACAUUCUUCCGGGCACCAGGGACUUAUCGGGACGGGCCGCCGCAGGAGGGGCCCAACAAUAAGCUGUGCGAGUAUCACAAUGUCUUUGGACAUUAUACCAAAUAUUGUGGUCAUCUCAAACACCAGUUGGAAUUAUUGGUUCGCCAGGGAAAUCUCGAUCAGUUCAUUGACAGGGGGAAUGAGGGCCAGAGGCGGAAUGAUCAGAGGGAUCAUAGGGAUCAGAGGGAUCAACGGGAUCAGAGGGAUUAG